Dicrocoelium dendriticum is the source of this 3670-nucleotide messenger RNA. Lineage: Eukaryota; Metazoa; Platyhelminthes; Trematoda; Plagiorchiida; Dicrocoeliidae. The record is from the annotation of a GenBank genome assembly.
AUUGUUCUUGUCCUAUUUGAACUUUAACGUUGGUUUCUCUGGAUGCUGCCAAGGUCGUUGGGGAUCGUAAGGAGUAAAUGUUGUUUUCAACAUUCAUUAUGCCCGUUGGAGUACUGCGUGCAGGUAUGUCCCCUAUGUUGAUUCGCCGCAGGAUGACAGUUGAAAGUGUUUUCAGUACUGGUAUUAACUAACUGGCAUCUAGUUAGUAUGUGGGACGAAAAACUGUCGGUAAUGAUGGAGAAAAUCGUUUAAAUAAAAAGGAUUUUGCUAACACCUAUGUAUAGCUGGGUGUAGGUUCACUACAGUAAAAUAUAUUUUGUUUCACAGUGAUAAAUCAGCACUCUUGUAGUUAUUAGUUUACUGUGUUUCAAUGUACGCUCAAAUGUAUCUGUUUCAUUUGCAACACAUUGUAACCUACGUUAUGGAGACGAAAUUACCACCGGGUGCUUGUAGGCAGUGGGUACAGGGCUACAGCUCUACGGUGCGAUGUCUCGUGGUCCGCAACAAUGCGCAGACGGGCAGCACGAAACCUGCGUUAAGGAAGCCCGCGUUGACCGUACAGGCUGUACGCUGUUUGAUAGAAAUCUGCACUGCAUGUGACUAGUUGAUUAAUGUCCUCGGAUACUGAGUAUACUACAUUUUGGAAACUUAUAAUUUGCGACGAUUUUCAAUUUUGAUGCAGGUUGAUUGUACUCCAACUCAGUUAGACAGCUGUUGAACGUCAUUUCGGGAAUCAUCAUUAGUCGCUUUCCGUACAGACUCUAUUGGGCCAGAGAAACCGAUAAUCGAAUCUAAACGAAGUUUCGUCGCACUGUGCUGGGUGAAAAUCGAUUAUCCAGUUUGUCUCAUCCUGAUCGGAUGCCCAGCUUGCUAAUUUUUUCUCUACAAUAUGGGUGCUUACAAGGUGACCCGAUAUUUAAAUAGCGUAAACUGCUUAGUCAUAUUGGCCUUGAUUUAUCACGACUGUUCCAUCAAGCUCAGAAACUAAAUCGCGGGAACAACCGUUGAAAUGGCAUAACUCACGAUGUGAUCUUGCGGGCCGAUGGUCAUUUGUCUCUUGAGCGUACCACUCUAGGACGUGGUACUAACAUCAACGGGGAAGUAGUUUGAACAUAUGUACUUCGCCCCUGGGUUGUGCCUUUAACAUUUCUCCUUGGUUUCCUAACUUCUAGUUCCUUGACUUCACACCUAUUAAUGUUAAUAAUACUUCAGUAUAUAUUGCUGUGAUUUAUCACGGUCUAGGUAUUUUGCGUGACUUAUUGCCCUUUAUUUACUUAUUAUUCACGUGGCCAGUACAUGGGAGACUGCUAGUGUAUGUCAAUUGAACAUGAAUUCAUUGCACGGAUUUAGAAUUAAAAAUUUGGCCUAUCAUGGCUCUAAAUAGAGUCUAUGAACGGUAUCUUGAUUUUAAGAAGCACACAAGAACUAGCAUCCCCGGGUGUUUCCCAAUGACCAAAUUCCAUUUGAAGUUGGGCUUGUUCGCACCAGCCGAUUAGCUCAGCUUCGGUUCCAUAUAGGCAUCUGUAAUAACGUCAGGCAGCUCGCCCUCUGGUGUUACCCAGACGCAACUACGGUUUAUCUCUGCUUAUUUCUGGGUGGCUGUGAUGAACGUAGCCAAGUAGCUGCGAGUUGAAGGUCAUAAUGGUGGCUAGGCUACCUAAAAUUGUCAAAACAUUCCGCAGCAUUACACUUAAAAAACUUACAGUAAAUCGUUUUUGUACAACUUUGACUACGUAAAGGAUAUAAAUGUUUAGUGUAUUCCGAAAAUGUGGGAUCCGACUGUUGCCAGUUAUGCCGCUUUGGACGUACUUUUUCGUGAUUUCGCUAAAUCCACCUACACUAUAAGCCAUUUGCCGCCCAGCCCAACAUGUGUGUUAUUUUGAAAUAUCUAGCAACCCUUUCAGUAAGUGGCAACAUUCCCGUUUGGGAAAAAAAUGACAGUUACGUGUGUGGUGCAAGCUCUCUUUGCGACAAAUUGGCUUUAACAUCACCUCGUACCCUCACAGGAAAGGUGCGUGCUGGCUAUUUAUCGCGCCUUGUUAUCGAACGCCAGAGCUUACUUCUAAAAGCCGUGUUUGCAGCAUUCACUUUUUGUGUUUAAUCGUAGUCCUCUCUCGGUCAGACAGGCUCUCACACGUCUGGAAAUGCACCAGCCGGCCCUUUUGACCUUCUGGCUCUCACCAGUGUUGCGUACUCCUCGAACCCCUGCAGUUCCUACCCCAUAACUUCCGGCUGCCAGCAGGUUGUCCCACUAAGCUACUGGGGACGGCGGCAGACUUGCGUGACUGAUAGCUGACUACGAUACAACACGGCCCGUUCUCUACUAGCAUGCCAGUUACGAACAGUGAAGAGGAGAGUGGUUGGUCCCAGAGCUACGGCUUUCUGUACAACGACUGUGUACGACAUAGCACUUUAACUCUGUACAGACAAAUCUUUGAUUACUUAACAGUAGUUGGGAUUCAGUAAAAGUUUGGUGUAGUUCCUCUCAUUCCUCUCUCAGUCAGGUGGGUUCCCACACGUAACCGACACGUUAGUGGAGGAUAAGCCGCGCUUUAUCAUAGUCAACUAUCAGUUACGCAAGACUGCCGCUGGUACUAAUGGCUUAGUAGCACAAGCUGCUGGCAUCCGGAAUAUAUGGGGUAAGGACACGGAAGGGGUCCGAGGGGCGCGAACCACUGACGAGAGUCAGAAGGUCAAAGCGGCAGGCUGGUGCUUUUCCGGACGUGUGGUGGCCCGUCUUACAGAGAGAAGACUACGAUCAACUACAUCUAAGUUUUACUCAUUGUCCCACUACUACGGCGCAUUCACUGUUAAACAACUUGUGAGCUGGCCAGAUGGUCUUCAUAUCAAGAGCGGAUUUACACCCCCCUAACUAGUUCACCCUUCCAAAAAAUUUUGUUUUCUUACAAGGCAUAAUUCUAUCCUUCGCUUAAACGAAAUUACCCCUUCCUCUCCUUGAUAAUCCGUAACGUCACCGGCACAGCUGGGGCUGAUAACUCUGUGUACCUAGGUAUCUAUUGUUGACGGUGGUUUACACUGGGUUGGGAAAAAGUGACGGUAGUCUGCAAGCCCACUGCUGUGGUUGCAGUUACUGAAACCAGACUAUCACAGUAAGCUACUUAGUAAGUAGACUCUUUGAGCUUCUAGUAAACAUGAACCGUACCUGAUUCCGGUAUUUUGAGGCACUGGAUUUUAUUCUUAUUUAUAUCUGCCGAUCGUCCUCUUGUUUAACUUAUUGCUGUCCUAGUGAGUCAAGCUGCAUACUGCUGUCUGCUUUUGUUUGGAUGUACUCCAUGUUUUGUAGCUUUUGACAAUACACGUUGGGUCCAGAUGAUCUACUUGUUCCCCCUACUUCCGUAAUCCACACGCUUCAUAUGUUUCACCUCUUGUGAUUCGCAACUUUGUAGAACCCAAAAAUUGGUGAACCCAACUGCAAACACAGUACCGCCAUCACAGUCAUCAUUUUCGGUGAAGUCGUUCCUUUCCACCUCCGAAAUGUCUUUUGCAACUAUUAUUUUGUGAGAUUUUAUAAAUCACUUGGAAACUAAUAUUUUUAGCUCAUCUAUUAACGCUGCAUCCCUGUAUCUCCCCCUAUCCGAUUUGAUGGCCAUCAUUUUUGGUUUGUCUUGUUGAUGCAUGACGUUUUGCGCCAUAAUAUUCUUUUAGACCU